Lodderomyces beijingensis is the source of this 1086-nucleotide messenger RNA. The record is from the annotation of a GenBank genome assembly. Lineage: Eukaryota; Fungi; Ascomycota; Pichiomycetes; Serinales; Debaryomycetaceae.
AUGGCUGAAGUUGCAAGGUUUGAAGAGAUAGCUCUUGAAGCUCAGGAGGUGCUAGACUGCUCGUUUUCAAAAUGGGCACCCUUGUUUCGGGAAAACGUGUUUCCAUAUAGGAUAAUCUCGCCACUAGCCGAGGCCUUUCUCAAGUACUUGCUCUCAGAUGGGAUCGAGUUGCCAUCUUCAAAAGAGGCAAAGGUGGUCUUGGAGCGGAACAGCGAUAACGAGUACAGUGACUGGGAGGAGGAGGAAGAAGAGGAGACCAAAAUUGAAGAAGUUGGAGGUGAAAAAGCUAGUGGUGAUGCUUGCAUUUCGGCUCUUUAUGAGCAAGUUUCACGAGACAUCAAAGAUCUUGGGGGCAGUGUCAUUCCAAAGUUGAACUGGUCGAGUCCCAAGGAUGCCAGAUGGCUAAUGCCGGGAAACAUCAUCAGGUGCACGGGGGUGGACGAUGUAUUGUUGUUGCUUAAAUCUUCGGACCACAUCACUGAUGAUCUAGUGGAUCCGUUCCUGGAGGUGCAAAGCGGCAGCAGCAGCAGCGGCAGCAGCAGUAGUGUGCCGAGCGUUGAGUACGAGUUGGUGUUGAAACAGUGGCAGGAUAUCAACCCCGCAUUGGAGUUCCGCGUGUUUGUCCGGGACGGGAAGAUCUUGGGUGUAACGCAGCGAGAUUUGAACCACUAUGAUUUUCUCAAGGAUUUGCACCUGCAGUUGAAAGCCAAGAUUGACGCAUUUGUAACUGUAGAGGCUAUCCCGAGACUAGACGCGUCCUUACCUGAGUUGAAGAAAUACACCUUGGAUGUAUACAUCCCCGAACCUUUUGAAAAAGUCUACAUCAUUGACGUCAACCCGUUUCUGAGAAAAUCGGACUCGUACUUGUUCACCUGGAACGAGCUCUUGACGAAAAACGUCACCAAAGAUUACGAAAUGAGGCUAAUCAAUGAGACCAAUAUGGGUGCUUUUGCGAAAACCCAGUUUAGCGAAAGCAAGGUGCCCAUCGACGUAGUCGGCGCUAGUCAUGACACCGAGACGUUGAUUGAACUAGCGAGAGAAUGGAGAAAAUUGCAAACUAAUGGCUCCUUGGGUGAAGACGACUAA